CCCAACGACCCCCGCCCCCCCAGCAGAGCCUCCCACCGCUCCGACACCUACCCCCCAAAGUUCCGGAACUCCUCAGCCUUCUUCCGGCCCGACUCCCGCGCCUCCUCCCAGCCCCGCGCCAACCCCGUCUUCCAGAAGCACCAGCAGCAACCACCACCGCAACACGACCCGCGCGCCAGCGAGGGUUCCCGCCUCGGCGGCUACCACGGCGGGUAUGACCGGCUGCCGCCCUCGGGCGCAGACGCCGAGCCGUCACGGCUGCCGUUUGUGGAGCCGCCGAUGGAGUAUGAUGAUGACCAGGUCAGUGAUCAGGUCAGUGACGGUGGUGAGAGGAGGAAUGGGAGCAGGGGGAGGCAGGUGCUGCGGGUGAACCUGGAGACGAUGCCGACGGCGGCCAAGAUGGGCCUGUGGCUGAUGGGGACGACGCCGCGCAAGAUGGCCAAGGCGGCGCGGGCGCAGCAGGAGAGGAGGGAGAGGGAGCGGGAGGCGAGGCGGUUGUUGAGGGAUGUGAGGCGGGUGGAGGAGGAGGGGGAGGAGCAGGAGCGGUUCCGUAGGGGGAAUGAUGUGACGGCGGAUGAGAAGGAGGAGUGGGAGAGGGAGUUUCAGAGGCUGGGGAUUAGGGACGAUGAUGGGGUGGCUUUGGCUGCUUGAUGGGGAGAGUGGGUAAGCUAGAACAUGUGAGUGUGUCUUGUUACAACUUGUUUGUUUUGUCUGCUUUGCUCGGAUUUCACAAAUUAUAAACGUUAGAA
Molecule: messenger RNA, 749 nt
Organism: Chaetomium fimeti
Lineage: Eukaryota; Fungi; Ascomycota; Sordariomycetes; Sordariales; Chaetomiaceae
Exons: 1
Coding region: 280-651 (123 amino acids)
Source: RefSeq, a predicted model, not a curated record